CUACGCGAGUUGGUUAAGAAGAUCGAGGAGGAGCUUGGAGCAGCAAAAUCAACCAUAAAAAAUAAGCAGCUUUUGUAUAAAGAAUGUGUAGCUAAAGUAUCAGAUCUUGAAAAGUCAAUCCAUAGCCAUGCUGGAAAUCGAGAAAGUAGACUUAAGGAUUUAGAGAAAAAUAUAAAGGUGACUAAAAAUCAAAUGGAGGUUGCUUCUAAGAACCUCAAG
Messenger RNA from Striga hermonthica, 219 nucleotides. Lineage: Eukaryota; Viridiplantae; Streptophyta; Magnoliopsida; Lamiales; Orobanchaceae. The record is from the annotation of a GenBank genome assembly.